AUGUCACGGCCUACCUCCGGCAUCAUCUCUCCCCGCGACGUGAGAUCUAGGACACAGAGUAUCUCCAGCGAUCGACCUUCAACAAUUGCCCACAGCCUCAUGUCGCCGCCACUCGCUGUAUCACCCUCAGCGGCCUUCAUCGCCGCCUCGGCCGCUUCUCAGAUCGUUACAAACGACCACGAUAGUCACGCCGAUACCUGGUACGAUCAGCACGGUAUUGAGCCAGCCAGCGACCCUGCGCUCGUCUCGGGAGAAGCGCUACAGCUUGUCAACAAUUUUCUUGAUCAGCUGCUUUUCAACUUCCUCUCCAAAUCCCAAGCUACUACUCUCGCCAACUUACGACCUGCCGUUUCGGAGGUGUUAAAACCCAAGCUAGCGAAAGAUGCCGUCAACAAUGCCGAUGAGGAGCUACGUGAAUACUUGGGCGACGGUGAUGAGGAAGAUUAUGUGCCGCCUACUGGCGACAAAGCGCGUGAAUGGGACCUGGAAUUGGUUUGGAAGCGCACCCGCCUUAGGUGUAUGGUCUACUCUUCCCUGGGCGAUAUGGAGGAGGAAGACGAGGACCUCUACAUGGAACAGGAGAAUCUCGAGCUAGGCGCCAACGAGUCUGUCUCCGACGUUAUUUCACCAGCUGUUGCAAUUUUCCUGACCUCUGUUCUGGAGUAUAUGGGCGAGCUCACCCUUACUGUCGCGGGACAAGCCGCAUACCACAGAUUGCGGGCCAAAUACCAGAAGGAGAUCAAUGAAGGGACCCGAAACCCCGCCGAUGUCGCCGACCGCAUUGUAGUCGAAGAGCAAGACAUGGAGAGGGUAGCUCUCGACCGAACACUCGGGCGAUUGUGGAGGGGCUGGAAGAAGCGGAUACGGUCACCCGUGAUCGAUCUAAAUGGCCGCCCCUUUUCAAGGGCGUCUAAUGGCCAUUUAAGACAAGACAGUGUGUUCACUGAUUCACCCGCUUUAAGUCGGGUCCCAACCCGUGAUGCAGAAUUGGAGACACAAGCUGAAGCUGUUGAUCCAUCCCAAGUUGCGCUUCCUAUUGGACGUAAUGAUGUGGAUGAAAUCGAGAUCCCUGGUCUGGCUUACAAUAGCGAUGAUGAAGACGAGGAAUUGGAGGCAGAGGAGGAAGUUGGAGGGCGCCGACCUAAGAGUUUGUUGAUCCUGCCCCUGGGAAUUAUUCAGGGCCUUCCUACGCCAACCUUGUCGCAACCUAACACUCCCGACUUCGCUGGUCGCAAACGUUCAAACUCGCUUCCAACACCCGGCGCAUCACCAUAUCGUGCUGCUGCUAAGCGAUCGAAGGAGAAGGAGGCUGUACCUGUCGAGACUAGUGUCGUUGGGGAGGAACAAGAGCCUGUCGAAGAAGCCAAGACCGAGCGAAUCAGCAGCGAGGAACCCAGGGAGGUCAAGGAGAUUGAUGGAAGCAAGCCUAAAGACGAGCUUGUUCCGGAACCAGUGGCUCCCAAGAGCAAGCGGCUGUCAAAGAUUAUAACAAGCCGCAUUCAGUCAAGACAGGAGAUCGCAGACGAGGAUCCGACUUACGAGAAGGCAGAGAUCCUGACAUCAGCCCGAGUGUCAGUAGCUGGCAGCUCUUCGCCAGCCCUGUCUGAUACCGGUGGUCCGUUCCCACUCAGGAGAUCAUCAAGUGUGCACUCAGCGCGCAUCAUCGAUGUAGCUGGUCCUAAGAGCCCCAGCGGGUCGCGCUCACCCUCAGCUGAUGCUGCGGACCGUAUCCGCCGGGCGAGUCUGACCAUACCUCCAAGCAGUGGUCUCUCCAAUGGUGUCAGCGCAGUUGAUGUGCAGGCUCAGAACUCCCCUGCAACCUCAACUCGCCCAGGUCCAAAAAGCCGCUCUCCAGUCGAUGCCAUGCGAGGUUCUAUGCCAGGUGCUGCAACAAUCUCUGAGUCUGAUGAGGAGAUGGAUCGAAAUCGAACCAGAGAGCAGAGACCUCACAAGUAUAUUGCUUAUCAGCCUUCCACGCCAACUGUUCCGGAGGCUGCCUCUCCCACCGAGGCGAAACGACCUCAAACUAUUGUUGGAUCCCCACACCACUCACCUGUUCUUCAACGAUCUUCAUCCAGUACCAAGGUGGCAUCCACGCGUCCUGCAAGCACCUCUGAAACCGCCCCUGAGAAGCCUGCCGAAGUUCUACGAAAGCCCUCGGGCUAUUCAAACCGACAUGCUGCACGAAAUGACAAGGUACCUACUUCUCCCACUCACAGUAUUGGCAUGGUAUCCAUAGAGCGAUCAAGGACAAGGGACUCGGACGAAGAUGGAGGCAACGUGCAUACCCCUCGGCCUACUCACACUUCAGGCUCAUCAGCCUCCUCAGGUACAAGCCGACUUAAGGCUGUUCGAACUUCCGAGGACAAUGGAAGCCGUUCAGCCAUGGCCCGUAACUUUGAAGAGCUGAUCCAGAGCAACCAAACCAUCACAUAUACGCUGACGCCUGAGAAUAUGCGCAACAUGGAGCACAAGCAGUCACUCGACAAUUCAGUGUUUAAGGGAUCCAUGAAGAAUGAUGAUUCUCGUGCUCACAACCGUUCCAGGUCUUCUUCUGCGGCAACCGACAUGAAGAGGGCGUCUCCCCAUCACCGGGUUGGCGACGAUAGAAUGAAGCCAUUGCCCUCUCCAAACCCGAACAGACCACGUAUGUCUGCUGCCCCAAGAGACGCUCGGGUUCCUAGCGAAUCUACUGCGGAUUUUGCAGAAUUUAUCAAAUCUACUGGUCCCGCAGGAGACAGCCGUCCUAUGCAACUUCGAAAUGUGAGCAGCCCAGAUACCCCCGGCAAGACCAGCCUCGAUAGUCGUCGUGUUUCAUCGGCAAGCAAUCGGAAUCGAAAUAUGCCCCGUGAUGCUGUGGUCGAGUCCCGUAGUGGCAGCUCGGAUCUAAUCGACUUUAUCCGACAGGGACCCCCAGGCGCAAAUAGCAACCGUAUUCCUCACAAUAUCGCACCUUGGGACACAGCCGGUGCUGAAGAACCAGCAGGUGGUAAGGCCGUCGACGCCAACAUUCCCGAUAUCCGAUACAGCCAGGCUUCGACUCAUGGCACCGAGUCAUCAAUGCCUUCGAUUCACUCAUCUAUCAACUCCAACACGGCCCUUUUGAAGAACAAAGGACAGCCUGCUCCGACGAGUAAGAUGUUUGAUGAAGAUGAUAUGAUGCCUAAACGCAAGACUCGACGUGUCAAGGACCCUUACGCCAUUGACUUUAGCGACGACGAGGAUGACGAGGUCUUGCUUGCAACGCCCAAGCCUCCUGCUAAGAAGGAGGAGAGCUUGGCAGAGUUUCUCAUGAACUAUGAGCCUCCACCGGAGCCUGUCACGACACCGAUCUCACAAAAGAUACCCAAGAAGAAAGCGAGCGCACCGAGCCUGAUCGGGAGAUUCACUCGCAAGGAGAGCAAUCACUCCAACACUGCACCUGCGUCCCCCCAAGGCAACGACACUCGAUCUCUUAGUAGCCGUGCUGGCUUCAGGAAUUAUAUUCCCAUCCAGGUCAACGUCCCAUCUGGAUAUGACAAGUACGGGAUGCCCACUGGUGAGAACUCAUCUCGCCCUUCACAGCCUGCCUCGUCAGCUUCCUCUGGACGUCGUGUUCCCAUGAAGAAGUUUGAGCCUCGAGAUGCAGUAUCGAACGUUUCACGUACCUCGGAUUUGGCAGCAUUUCUGCGAACUUCAGAGCCUCCGCCAGAGCCUGUGAUGGCCCCUCCACCUCCCAAGGAGGAGAGCAGCAGUAGUCUAUCGAAGAUGUUCAGUCGCCGAAAGAAGUAA
Molecule: messenger RNA, 3771 nt
Organism: Fusarium oxysporum Fo47
Lineage: Eukaryota; Fungi; Ascomycota; Sordariomycetes; Hypocreales; Nectriaceae
Exons: 2
Coding region: 1-3771 (1256 amino acids)
Molecular function (GO): protein heterodimerization activity
Source: RefSeq, a predicted model, not a curated record